AUGAUAAGAAGUGGAAUAAAAAGCUUACGAUCAAGCAAUUAGAAGAAGCUUUAGAAAUAUUUCAGAAACAAAUAGAAAAUAGAGACUACUUGAUUCUUCAGUUUUGGGCUAAUAUUACAAAACCAAAUACUGAUAUUCUAUCAAAUGUGCAGACCACUAUUUAUUCGUGUAUUGAUAAAAAACAACUAAUAACUACCAUAAAUUAUCUGAAAAAUAUUUCAGAAGCUCAGAUUAGAGAAAUUCUUCUGCGAGCAGAAAUUCAAAAAAAAGAAAAAAUUAUCGAAUUAUAUAUGAACUUUCCAGUAAGUUCUUUAAAUUCUAUAAAUUUCAACAGUGAAAUUUGGCAGUCUAUUUAUCAAAAGAAUACCAUUUUACGUAUUGAAAAUAACAACUUAUUUAAAUUUUCAACAGAACAAUAUGAUGAUAUCAAUAACACUAUAGAUUUAGCAUUUGAAAAGUAUAAUCCAAAUUUUGAACCUUCACCUCAAAUAGAAUUAAAUUCUAAUUUAGAAGAUUUACACCAAGAUUAUUGUAAACAAAUUAUGAAGUCAUGGUAA
Racocetra persica is the source of this 557-nucleotide messenger RNA. NCBI's taxonomy places the organism in Eukaryota, Fungi, Glomeromycota, Glomeromycetes, Diversisporales, Gigasporaceae. The record is from the annotation of a GenBank genome assembly.